AUGAACUCGCCACCGAACUUCUUCAUUCCCCAUACGUGGGCAACAACGUCCAUACAGGAUUCGUUGGCGUCUGAAAACCCAACCCUACAAGUUGCUUCCAAAACUGUCAAGCUCGCCGAUACUAAUGUCGCCGACAUCGCCAACCCGGGGAUCGCACACUGGGACGACUUCGACCUCGAUUCACUCCGUCAAGCCUAUGGCGAUCUCCUCGAGGAACACCCCGUUCCGAGAGUCGCCAGCUCGCACUCUCCACUCAAAAUCAAUGGCCUGACCGAUUUGAAGAAAAUUUUUGUCGAUCAUGUGUUUCCUCGACUGAUGCAGCCGAUCAAGACAGGCGCAACGGCCCUCGGAGACCGGCUCGGAGACAGACUGCCAGACGUCUCGAUGUGCAAGGAUACACUUGUGGAGCGGCGUUAUCGUUCUGCUCUCUCUUUGAUUUCGGACAAGGGAGUGCAUUACCUGGUCAGUUGCGUCUUACUGGAGACCCAGUGGACUUCUGCCAUGGUCGAGAGCGCGAAGAACAGCGGAGUCGUCGCAUGCCUAUUGCUUGUCUACUAA
Messenger RNA from Fusarium coffeatum, 558 nucleotides. RefSeq lists its product as uncharacterized. The transcript has a single exon. Lineage: Eukaryota; Fungi; Ascomycota; Sordariomycetes; Hypocreales; Nectriaceae. Bases 1 to 558 code for a protein of 185 amino acids. The record is from RefSeq and is a predicted model, not a curated record.